Eimeria tenella is the source of this 1971-nucleotide messenger RNA. RefSeq lists its product as uncharacterized. The transcript has 11 exons. NCBI's taxonomy places the organism in Eukaryota, Apicomplexa, Conoidasida, Eucoccidiorida, Eimeriidae. The record is from RefSeq and is a predicted model, not a curated record. Gene Ontology annotation, biological process: AMP metabolic process; IMP salvage. Gene Ontology annotation, cellular component: cytosol. Gene Ontology annotation, molecular function: AMP deaminase activity. Bases 1 to 1971 code for a protein of 656 amino acids.
AUGUUUGUUUCUUGCUGCGCUGCGCUGCUGCUGCUUGCUUCUUGCUGCGCCGCUGCUGCUGGCCCGUCAGCGUGCAAGUCUUUUUGCUACCGGCGGCUGCGCUACUUGGAGGAGAAGUUCAUUUUGCACACAAUGUUCAACAGUGCUGCUGAGCUGCAAGAAACCAAAGACAACCACCACAGGGACUUCUACAAUGUCCGCAAAGUGGACACCCACGUCCACCACGCCGCCUGCAUGACGCAGAAGCACCUCCUCAGCUUCAUCCGGCGGAAGUACGAUGAAGAGAAGACGACAGUGGUGUACGUGACGAGCGGCGGCGCUGCACUGACGCUGGAAGAUGUGUUUUGCAAAAUGGGAUUAAAUGCUUAUGCAGCUUCCGUGGACUUGCUGGGAGUGCAUGCACUGGGCUCUUGCUUCCAGCGUUUUGAUCUCUUCAACCAAAAAUAUAAUCCUUUUGGCCAACGAGCCCUCAGAGAUGUCUUUCUCAAGACCGACAACUACAUCAAGGGCCGCUUCCUGGCGGAGCUGACGAAGGAAGUGAUCAAAGACCUGGAGCAGCGGCGCUACCAGCAAGUGGAGUGGCGGCUUUCCAUUUACGGCAGCCACAAAGACGAGUGGAGCCGCCUGGCCAGUUGGGUCAUAGACAACCAGCUCGUUUCCGUCCGCGUCCGCUGGCUCAUUCAGGCGGCGCUGCUGCAGCCUGACUUGCGCUGCAGCUUGUAUUACAUCUACCGCAUGCGCGGCCAAGUCAAGAGUUUCGGAGAUAUGCUGGAAAACAUUUUCGGGCCUCUUUUUGAGGCUGCAUGCAGCCCCAGCAAACACCCCAAGAUCUUCCAGCUGCUGCAGCAGGUGGUGGGGUGGGACUCUGUGGACGACGAGUCGCACGUGUCGAAGUACACGAUGGAGGGGGGGGAGCUGCCGCCCCCCGAGCUCUGGGUCUCUGCAGACAAUCCCCCUUAUUCUUAUUGGGGCUUUUACAUGCAUGCGAACAUCCGGGCCCUCAACAGGCUCCUCUACCUCCAGGGCAUUCGCCCCCUCGAGUUCAGGCCGCACUGCGGGGAAGCUGGAAGUGUUUCGCAUUUGGCGACAAUGUUUCUUUUGGCCCGAGGAGUUAAUCAUGGGAUUUUGCUGAAGAAGAGCCCCGUGCUGCAGUACCUCUUCUACCUGCAGCAAAUUGGAAUUGCCAUGUCCCCCCUCUCUAACAACGCCCUUUUCCUCGAAGUUGCAAAAAAUCCUUUGUAUUUAUUCUUCAAGAUUGGACUUAAUGUUUCUCUAUCUACUGAUGACCCCCUGAUGUUUCACUUCACUGACGAGCCUUUACUGGAGGAGUACUCUCUUGCUGCGCACUACUGGAAGCUCACGCCGGUUGACCUGUGCGAGCUGGCCCGCAAUUCGGUGCUGCAGAGCGGCUUUGAAGACGAGUACAAGGCACACUGGCUAGGCCCGAAGUUUCGGCUGCCGGGGAAGAGGGGAAACUGCAUGCGCCAGUCUAACGUCAGCGACAUCAGGCUGCAGUACAGAGAAGAUACGCUGCGGGACGAGUUGUCUUACAUGCAUGACGUGCUGGCUCUGCGUCUGGCGUUCCCCGACGGGGCCCCCGCAGAAGCAGCAGCAGCAGUUUGUUCCUCUUGCAGCAGCGUCAGUGCAGCAGGGCAGCAGCAGCAGCUGCUGCUGCACCGCCAAGUGUCUGCCGCUCCUGACUGCGCCCCCUGCAGCAGCUCCGUGCCGGAGGGCAGCACACCCGAAGCAACACUAGAGGCAGCAGCAGCAAAAGCUCUGCUGCUGCAAGUGGCAAAGGAAGUAUCCUCGGUCACUGAUGGCAACCGCGGCAGCAGCAGCAGCAGCAGCAGUGCAGCAGCAGCGACAGACGAGGGAGAAGCUGGGGGCAGUCAAAGUGCUGCCGACCGCUACAGCAAAGGGGCCCCCCUUCUUGUAGGCAAUUACGGGGACAGCGGCAACGCCACAUUCUAA